This is a messenger RNA of Cercospora beticola, 915 nucleotides long. RefSeq lists its product as uncharacterized. Lineage: Eukaryota; Fungi; Ascomycota; Dothideomycetes; Mycosphaerellales; Mycosphaerellaceae. Gene Ontology annotation, molecular function: cellulase activity. The record is from RefSeq and is a predicted model, not a curated record. Gene Ontology annotation, biological process: polysaccharide catabolic process.
AUGUUGUACUCCGUAGCGACAGCUUUUGUUAUAUUCGCGAGCUUGUCUGCAGCAUCACCAGCUCUACGACAAGACUUGCCAUCGGUCAACGAGGCUGGGAACCAUAUUGCAGCAAGAAACGACGAUUCCAGGCUCUCUACAGACGCCGCAAGCGAUACACUCAACACGAAUGCCGCCUGCGAUGACUUCGGCAAGAUUCAAGCUGCAGGCUAUACUCUCGAAAACAACAUUUGGGGUCGGAGGAAAGGUGUAACCUUGGUCGGGAGUCAAUGUGUCAACGUUAAUAGUAUCAAGGGCAAUCAGGUCGCAUGGACCGCCGACUUCGCAUGGGACAGAGGGGACGGAGGCGUGAAAUCAUUCCCGAAUCUGCAACUCAAUCGAAACCCCAUACAACUGGGAAAAAUAACGAACAUGCGUACGACCUUCAACUGGGACCUUUACUGCAAUCCGAAGUCAGAUAUCGGAGCUAGCAUCGUCUAUGACCUUUUCGCCGGCCCUCAGCCCGAUGUGAACAAGAAAACAAACGAGAUCAUGGUCUGGACCGGCGCUCAAGGCGGAAACGGUCCGCUCUCAUACAGUUACAACCCGUACGUGGCUAUCCGACAGAACAUCGAAGUUCCCGGCGUCAGAGGUCGUUGGGACCUGUACAAAGGUCCAAACAGUGGCACAGUCGUGCACUCAUUCGUUGCAACGAAUGGUAGGGGCACCGGCAAGCAGAACUGGGUUGAACGAAAGCAGUGGACCGGCAAUCUGGUCAAUUUCAUCAAGUACCUGAUCCAACAGAAGGAGAUUCGGGCAGACUACUGGCUGGUCCAGAGUCAAGCUGGGACUGAGUUGACAUACGGCGGUAAGAAUCCAGCUCAGAGUCGCAGCUGCAAGUUUGCGGUCAGUCAAUUUGAUCUCGAGGUUUCUUGA